Messenger RNA from Anoplopoma fimbria (sablefish), 4548 nucleotides. RefSeq names its product hypoxia inducible factor 1 subunit alpha, like (gene hif1al). Gene Ontology annotation, biological process: cellular response to hypoxia; regulation of transcription by RNA polymerase II. The record is from RefSeq and is a predicted model, not a curated record. Gene Ontology annotation, molecular function: DNA-binding transcription factor activity, RNA polymerase II-specific; RNA polymerase II transcription regulatory region sequence-specific DNA binding; protein dimerization activity. The coding region runs from base 117 to 2171 and encodes 684 amino acids. NCBI's taxonomy places the organism in Eukaryota, Metazoa, Chordata, Actinopteri, Perciformes, Anoplopomatidae. The transcript is spliced from 15 exons.
CACACAUGACGCGGGUUCGACCGGAAGCAGCGUCCUCACAGGUGCGCGCUUGACCCAGCGGACGGUUCUGUAAACAGAGAAACAAAGAGCAGAACCUGUGGAGCAGCUCAGAGAACAUGGAGGACAAAGAGGAGACCGUCGUGGUCCAACGUUCGGACCAGAGGAAGCUGCGUUCCCGUGAUGCGGCCCGAUGUAGGCGGAGUCAGGAGACGGAGGUGUUUUAUGAGCUGGCCCGCACUCUGCCGCUCCCCCGUCGAGUCUGCACCCACCUGGACAAAUUGACCAUCGUGAGAGUCGCCCUGAGCUUCCUGCGGAUGCACCACAUCCUCCAACCCGGUGAGAAUCGGAAAGAGGAGUCUGAAGAGGAGGAGGAGGAGGAGGAGGAGGAGGAGGAAGAAGAUCCAAUGGAUACUUUCUAUCCUCAGGCGCUGGCCGGCUUCAUCAUGGUGAUGACGGAGGAAGGAGACAUGACCUACCUGACAGAAAACGUCAGCACACACAUCGGCAUCACACAGCUGGAGCUGCUGGGUCAGAGUAUCUAUGACUUUGUUCAUCCGUGUGAUCAGGAGGAGCUCAGAGACCUGCUGACUCCACGUCCAGGUUCCAGUAAGAAGACGUUGGCAGAGCGGCCGAGUGAGAGGAACUUCUUCCUGCGGAUGAAGAGCACUCUGACCAGCAGGGGGCGCACCGUCAACAUCAAGUCUGCUACCUGGAAGGUUCUCCACUGCACUGGUCACAUCCGUCAGCUGGGCGGCGGCUCCGCGUCGCCUCCUGUGGGCGGAGUGAUGACUCUGCUGUGCGAGCCCAUCCCUCACCCUUCCAGCGUGGAGUUCCCUCUGGACACGCACACCUUCCUCACCCGCCACAGCAUGGACCUGCACUUCACACACUGCGAGGGCAGGGUGACAGAGUUGGUGGGAUACAAACCUGAAGAUCUGAUUGGCCGCUCAGCCUACGAGUUUCAUCAUGCACUCGACUCUGAUCACGUCAACAAGAGCAUGCACACACUGAUGUCCAAAGGUCAGGUGACUACCAGACACUACCGUUUCCUGGCGAGCAGUGGCGGCUUUGUGUGGGCGGAGACUCAGGCCACCGUCCUCUACAGCAGCAGGACGUCUCAGCCCGAGGCCGUCGUCUGCCUCAACUUCAUCCUCAGUGCUGUGGAGCAGCCGGACCUCGUUUUCUCCGUUGAGCAGGUCGGUUCUGGCCAGGCGUCUGAGGCUGAGCCCCAAACAAUGGCGGUCACGCCACAGGAUUGUGGGAAUUCCGACAUCAGCGACUCUGACUCCGAUGGCGAGUGUCUCACCAGCUACGGUCUGACUAAGGGCGCAGGUUUGAAUCCCUCCAGUGCUGCAGAGCUCUUCCUCAAACUGAAGGAGAAUCCGGAGGACCUUCUCCAGUUGCCUCCCGAGGCCGGAAACGCCAUCGUCCCGCUGACAGAUGAUUUUGUUGAGCUGUCGUUUGCCAGUCUGCCCAGUCCGGACUCAUUGCCGGACCACCCUCAGGACCUGUGCUCUCCACAGCUGCGACAGCUCCUCUCACCCAUCUUCAGCACCAUCACUCCACCUUCAUCAUCAUCCUCAUCACCGGCCUCUCCACCUGAUGUUGAGUUGAGUCCCUGUGAGGAGGAUGUGACGGACACCAGCAAGGUGGAGAAGUUCUUUGCUGUUUGGCCAGAGGACGAUCAGAAGAAAGAGGAAACACUGGAGAUGGGGGUGAUGGAUCUGGACAUGUUGGCUCCUUACAUCUCUAUGGACGAUGACUUCCAGCUGACCGUCCUCAGUCUGCCGGAGGAAGCAGACAAUCCUCCGUCUUCUUCGUCUGAGCCCUCAGCUGUGAGGCCUGAGGUCACAGUGAGCAGGAAACGGACUCAUAACCCAGAUGAGGAGACGCCGUCCCAGCUGAUGGUUCAGGACAAGAGAUGGAAACAAGAUUCUCCUUCGAUAGAAGAGGAGCUUCUUCUCAGCCACAGACUUCUGAGCUGUCUGGAGGAAACCGACCAAUCAGAUUUGUUCCUGGACCCGGGUCCUGGAGGGCGAAGUCAGCUGCUCACAGACAGAGACCCUGUUUUAGGAGGCACACAUGGACUCUGUGAUACUGCAGCUCUGAUGAGGAACGCAUUCACCGCUCGUCCACCUGACCUGUCGCCGCCGCUAACGCCCAUGACUUGACAGAGCUCCUUUUCCAAUCAAGAGUUGCCGUGAAGUUCUGCACUCAAACCUCCGGACGCAAAUAAAGCCUGACGCACGCUGUGUAACCACGCUGUGAGGUCCGACGUGACCUCCAUGCUUUUUUAGCCGAACCAGGAAAGGUCCAAGUAAGAACUGAUGACAGAUUGUGAAGAAGGUAGGAGGUACUGCAGUCUCAAUCGUUCAUUUAAUGUGAGAAACCAGCAGGUGUCCGGAACUGUUUCUCUGUGCAGCUAAAUGGAAUUCAUCCCAGCUUUCACAAUUAUCACAUUUAAUCCGUUACAGUGUCAUUAUUCAGACAUGAUGCACAGGAUCUCCCAUAGUGCUCUGCUUUAACUUUGAGCCAACGUCCGUCAAGUAUGAACAGGUGUAUUCUUUUUUUUAUCAAUCUCUCUGCCAAGAAAAACAAGACAAGAAAAAACAUCUUGUGAAUAUCAGUGGCAGUGUUUAUUUUAGUGGCAUGUUUUUACCGUUAUUUGUAUUCUUAUACGCUCUGAACUAUUAUUAUGUGUUAUCCAAAACCAUGUUGGUCUCAUGCCGUUUGUUUUAAUCUACCUGUGGUGCUAGCUGGGCGGGGUUUACUUUAUCCAACGCCCCCUAUAAGAGUAAUCACAUGUUUGGUGGCAGACUGGUUGUGUUUACCACAGAGGAAACUAAGUGAGCUAAACAAAUAAAUAAAUGGUUUGGUUUGUCCUUUUUAUUAUAAUUAAAUCAAAUUAGGAAAUAAAAUGGGAUUACAAACAGAUAAAAGCAGUAAAUGUUUUUUUUAAAGUAGCAACAGCUUGUUCAUGCACACUUUAGAAAUGCAUUCAAAACAUUAGUAAUGUCUCAAAUAUGAGUUUGAUUUUAUGACCUAAACAUACUAGAGUAGACUUGUAUUUUACAGUUGUAUCAUUUGAUGAGUAUAUCGUAUUGUGUGUCAUAUGGUGAUGCUACUACACUUAUUAUUUGGCCUUAUACUUCUUGUUGUAAUCUAUAAAUAAACCCUUAAACUGCCAACUGUCCGAGUUCAAUUUAAAUGAUCUAUUUUUUGUUUAUUUCAAACAAGUUCUUUGUGGCUUUUAUCAUUUUCUUUUACAGUUUUAUCCUGUUUGCAUUCUUAAGCUAAAAGCUGUUGAGAAGAAGCUCGUUCGGGGAGAAGUCGCGCUGAACGUUUCAUCUUCCCAGAAACGGAAGAAAUCAUGUGAAUGUGCCGUGAAGGGUUUUAACUAAAACGCAAAAAUGGAAAAACAGCCAACAACCUUCAAUAGAAAUAUAACUAUGCUGGUAAAAAUGUGCUUCAUUUCCUAAAAAAAUAGUAGUGGGCAUAGGUAAAGACAAAGACAAAGUAAUAGGAAAACAUUUAGAAUUUCUGAUUGUUAACACUGUCUUUAAAAAAGCGGUUGAGCCUGGUAUAACAGCUGCUAUUAACAACCAAAACAACAGAUAGAUCUAUAAAUGCUAAUAUGGAUCAUCAAUGAUCGGCAAUUAGUGUCGGCGGCAAAAAAAAGUGACAAAGGCUUCCUUUUUUCUUUUGUGCCGAUCCAAUCCGUGACUCUGAUCCAUGACACAAUCCAACCGUGAGUUUUAUCAUCCGUUGUACCACUACUCACCAGUGUGUAACAAUUUCAUCAAGUCACACACUGGUGACUUGAAACCAGUGGUGGAAGACGUACUUAGAUUUACUACUUUGCAUUAAGUACCAAAAGUAAAUGUACUUAUUAUUCAGGAUGGCCAAUUUCAGAUUAAUAUAUAUAGUCUAGAGGGUAUUGCUAAAUUAAAAUAAAAAAUACAUUCAUGUGGUGAUCACUUUCAAGUUGCAGCUGGUAAUGGUGUAACUCAUUUUAUUCAUAUACUGCUGGGUAGCUUAACCUUUAAUAAAACAUAAUACUGAUUCAUUUGAUUAGUUAGUCUGUUUGGAAUUAUUUAUCUGACUUUGCAAAGUAACUUAAGUUAUAUCUAGAGUAUUGAGGUAUCCACUUAAAAUGUCCGAGGCACACCUCACCCAUAAUUAUUUUAAAGAAUUAAUUGAUUUAUCGAAUUGAAUAUUAAACAAAUACCUUAAACAUUGUGCAACAUUGUGUAACUGUGGUACGGCGGCACACAGCAGAUGAACGUCUGUUUUUUUUAUCUAACACCUGCUUUCUGCAGAGUGAGAGCAUGAAGCUCGACCCUAAAGCACAGCCUAUAAAGCCUUCAGUGGUUCAAGCACCUGACUGACACUUACACAAGUGAAAUGUCAAAACUACUUUUAGCCAUGGAGCCUAGAGAGUAUUAUUUCAAAGUGUUGUUUUUAUUUUAUUUUAUUUCUGACUCCUUCAGUAUUGAUGCAUUAAGUUUUAUUCUACUCAAUAAGUCAUUGUUUAUUUCUCACAUGUUA